UAAUAUUAAAAGGCAAGGUCUUGGAGCACAGUUGGUUCUCAAUCAGUGUUAGAAAAUCCUCCACUGUGACCUUACCAGAAACUCUGAAGUGACGUUUAGAUUGCUUCCCUGUUAUUUUCCGUCAUGGCCGUUUCAAGGUCCGUGCUGCUGCCUUUGGCCGUUGUGCUUGUGGGCCUGUUUGGCUUGGUAUCUUCGGCGAAGCUCAACCUGUGCCAGCUGACUAGCCUUGCCUACACGCCAACAUCGCAGGUGAAGACACUGGCCUGCAGUGCCCGCGACCAGUUCAAGAAGGAUGCUGGCGGCAAUAUUGAUGUCGCUUACCCGCCGGGUUCCAUUAUGCUACCAGUGCCCCAACCAACUAAGUUCGAUCACUUCCAACUGUCCAUGUUCGCCUUGAAGACGACCCUUGACCGACAGUACUACGAGAAGGCUGCCGGCUACGAAGUUCUUCUGAACGCCGAAGGCACGCGUCACUACACUUCGCCCUUCGCGUCGCUUGGCAACAACAUGACAGACGUGGAGACCAAGGUUGCCACCAUGUUGGCCGAAGUCACCGGUUUCUGUUACAACUGCACUAUUCAUGUUGACCCAGUCACCUUCCCCAAGGCAAAGUCAACCUACACUGACCUAGCCCACUAUUAUGGCGAUAUGGCGCUGUUCAACUACGGCCUGCUGAAUGCCGGCUGUCUUCUCCUCGAGGAACUGCGUGUUGCCCUGCAGACCUCACUCAGUGAUUAUUGCGCCACCAGCGGCUAAGUGCUGUCUACUCGCCGACACUUGCGGAUUACGCUGCAGACGGCGCCGCACCGCAGUUUUUUUUUU
Messenger RNA from Sycon ciliatum, 822 nucleotides. RefSeq lists its product as uncharacterized. The record is from RefSeq and is a predicted model, not a curated record. Lineage: Eukaryota; Metazoa; Porifera; Calcarea; Leucosolenida; Sycettidae. The coding region runs from base 124 to 756 and encodes 210 amino acids. The transcript has 5 exons.